Indicator indicator is the source of this 1799-nucleotide messenger RNA. It is a transcript of the gene RUFY2, whose product is annotated as RUN and FYVE domain containing 2. The coding region runs from base 16 to 1788 and encodes 590 amino acids. Gene Ontology annotation, cellular component: cytoplasm. The transcript is spliced from 17 exons. NCBI's taxonomy places the organism in Eukaryota, Metazoa, Chordata, Aves, Piciformes, Indicatoridae. Gene Ontology annotation, molecular function: metal ion binding. The record is from RefSeq and is a predicted model, not a curated record.
GCAAAUUUACUGAACAUGGCUAAAUUGAGUAUCAAAGGACUUAUUGAAUCAGCUUUGAGCUUUGGCCGCACUCUGGAUUCUGACUACCCACCUUUGCAGCAGUUUUUUGUUGUCAUGGAGCACUGCCUGAAGCAUGGCCUUAAAGUGAGAAAAUCCUUUCUAAGCUACAAUAAAACCAUCUGGGGUCCUCUGGAACUUGUGGAGAAAUUAUAUCCAGAAGCUGAGGAAAUAGCAGCAAGUGUCAGAGAUUUGCCUGGCCUUAAAACACCGCUGGGCCGUGCCCGGGCCUGGUUACGGUUAGCACUAAUGCAGAAGAAAAUGGCUGACUAUCUUCGGUGUUUAAUCAUUCAGAGAGAUCUUCUCAGUGAAUUUUAUGAGUAUCAUGCACUAAUGAUGGAAGAAGAAGGAGCGGUUAUUGUUGGGCUUUUGGUUGGGUUGAAUGUGAUAGAUGCUAACCUGUGCGUGAAAGGAGAAGACCUGGAUUCACAAGUUGGGGUGAUUGAUUUCUCUAUGUAUUUGAAGAGUGAGGAAGACAUUGGGAGUAAGGAAAGAAAUGUACAGAUUGCUGCCAUUUUGGACCAGAAGAAUUAUGUUGAAGAAUUAAACAGGCAAUUGAAUAGCACAGUUAGCAGUCUUCAUGCAAGAGUUGAUUCACUAGAGAAAUCGAACACUAAACUGAUAGAAGAGUUAGCGAUAGCCAAAAACAAUAUAAUUAAACUUCAGGAAGAAAACCAUCAACUGAGGAGUGAAAAUACUCUCAUUUUAAUGAAAGCACAACAUCACCUAGAGGCAACUAAGGUGGAUGUUGAAGCAGAGCUUCAGACAUACAAACACUCCAGGCAGGGUUUAGAUGACAUGUACAAUGAAGCACGUAGACAGCUUCGAGAAGAAUCGCAGCUUCGACAAGAUAUGGAGAAUGAGCUAGUGGUUCAAGUUAGUAUGAAACAUGAGAUAGAACUUGCCAUGAAGUUGCUGGAGAAGGAUAUCCAUGAGAAGCAGGAUACCCUCAUAGGCCUUCGACAGCAGCUUGAUGAAGUUAAAGCAAUUAACAUGGAAAUGUACCAAAAGCUGCAGGUUUCUGAAGAUGCAAUGAAAGAAAAGAAUGAAAUAAUUGGUCGAUUAGAAGAUAAGACCAAUCAAAUUAAUGCAACUAUGAAGCAACUAGAACAAAGAUUGCAGCAAGCAGAGAAGGCUCAGAUGGAGGCUGAGGCUGAGGAUGAGAAACUUAAACAGGAAUAUGUGAACAAAUCUGAAGGUCUGCAGAAAGAACUUUCCCAGAAGGAGAAGCAGCUGCUUCAGCUGGAAACCGAUUUGAAGAUAGAAAAAGAGUGGCGGCAAACCUUAGAGGAUGAUCUCCAAAAGGAAAAGGAAACUGUAUCUCAUCUGAGAAUAGAGACCCAAGAAAUAGUUAACCUUAAAAAAGAGUUCCUCAAACUUCAGGAAAAGAACAAGCAAUUGAAGAGGAUAUGUCAGGACCAAGAAGCUGCUCUGGAAGAACUGGCAUCCAAGCUGAGCGAAUCAAAGCUGAAAAUAGAAGAUAUAAAAGAAGCAAACAAAGCAUUGCAGGGCCAGGUUUGGUUGAAGGACAAAGAGGCUACACAUUGCAAGUUAUGUGAAAAGGAAUUUUCUCUUUCCAAAAGGAAGCAUCAUUGCAGGAACUGUGGGGAGAUCUUCUGUAAUGCCUGCUCUGACAAUGAACUGCCUCUGCCUUCUUCACCAAAGCCUGUUCGCGUCUGUGAUUCCUGCCAUGCAAUACUUAUACAGAGGUGCUCUUCUAAUGUGCCAUAAGAUUAUUGUAC